AGGCAGGCGAAGGCGACUUUGUGAAGUUCUGUAUUUGCUUUGCUUCUAUAUUAAUUUAUAGUUAAAUUAAUACAUAGUGCAUUUUAUUUCACAAAAUAUGGAACAUUAUCUCGGCGGUGGACAUUUUUUAAUUUAUUGUUAUAGUUACUUUUUAUGUUGACAAGUUAUGGGUGAUACGGUUUAUGUUGAUAUAUUUAUUGUUUCAUUCAGUGUUUUAAAUAUUCCUAAGCUUGAAUGAGUUCAAAGUGAUCAUAGGUGAUACUGUAGUUAUAAUCGUGAUGAAUGAAUAUUAGGAAUUGUAAUGUAAAUAAAAAAUAUAUUGUUUGUACGCGCAUGCGUUUUUGUCAAAAACAGACAAAGGUUUUGUGUGGUUUGAAAAUCAGCUGUGUGUGCAAUGACUUAGUGGUACAAAAAGUGUGUGUUUGCAAGCGACAAUGUUUAGUGAAAUUGGAUAUGUAGUAUUUCUGCUGCUUGCUCUGCCAUACAUAGAAAGUGCAUCGCGCCGCCUAAGCGACUACGUGGAACAUUACGAACCGCUACAGUACGACGCGCACGCGAUUCACGCACAACAUUCACGCACGCGCCGCUCUGCCGACGCGCCACAACUGCGGAUAGCGUUCCACGCACACGGCCGUCGCUUCCAUCUACGACUAAGGAGAGACCUAUCCGCCUUCAGCCGGGAUUUUAAGGUCGAAGGAUCCAAUGGUGAAAUCCACGAUGUCGAUACAUCGCACAUAUAUCGCGGCGAUUUGGUCGACGACCCGCAAUCAACGGUAUUCGGCUCGGUGACGGAAGGUGUGUUCGAGGGGAAGAUGAUCACCAGCGAUGGCACCUUCUAUGUGGAGCACGCUCGCAGAUACUUCCCGCCCAAUGGGACGAGAACGCGAGUCCACUCCGUUAUAUACAAAGAAGCCGAUGUCAGCGAUCCUUACUCUCAUCGGCGACAUGGUCACGUGGGUGGCUGCGGAAUCACAGACGAAGUGGUCCAAUGGAUGGACCGCAUACAAAAUUCAGGCGUCGAUGAUGAUCCACCCACAUCACCUGCGCCUUCGCCACCUUCACACUCACCGCCACACCCGAACAGCCUAAGAGACGAUCCACCAAGGUACUGGGAGCAUCAUCACAACAAAUACUCACGAGCGGCGAAUACUGGUGAGCAUUCUAGAACGCGACGAGCAGCACAGGACAACAGGAACACGUGCUCGCUGUUCAUAGAAACAGAUCCGCUAAUAUGGCGGCACGUCAGAGAGGGCUUCCCGGAUCAUCGAGAUCCAAGUAAAAAGAACGAAGUAGAUAUGAAAACUCGAGAAGAAAUCCUAUCACUAAUAUCACAUCACGUUGAAGCAGUUAACUACAUAUACAGGGAUACGAAGUUCGACGGACGUUUGGAGCAUAGAAAUAUCAAGUUUGAAGUCCAACGAAUCAAGAUUGACGAUGAUUCUAUGUGCAACCCGCAUCACUAUUCCACGGAGACCAAUCAGUUCUGCUUAGAGAACAUCGAUGUGUCUAAUUUUCUAAAUUUGCACUCGCUAGGCAACCACGAAGACUUCUGUCUUGCUUAUGUGUUUACUUACCGCGACUUCACAGGAGGUACUUUAGGUCUAGCCUGGGUAGCAAGUGCCAGCGGAGCGUCGGGCGGAAUUUGCGAGAAGUACAAAACGUACACGGAGACAAACGGCGGAAUGUACCAGAGCACGAAGCGCUCACUCAACACCGGCAUCAUCACGUUUGUGAACUACAACAGCAGGGUGCCCCCCAAAGUCAGCCAGCUCACCCUCGCGCACGAAAUUGGACAUAACUUCGGAUCACCGCACGACUACCCGUCGGAGUGCCGGCCGGGCGGGCAGCAGGGCAACUACAUAAUGUUCGCGUCGGCGACGUCGGGCGACCGGCCCAACAACGGGCGCUUCAGCGCGUGCUCGGUGGGCAACAUCAGCGCCGUGCUGGACGCCGUGCGCGACGGCCGCAAGCGCAACUGCCUCAGCGCCAGCGAGGGCGCCUUCUGCGGGAACAAGAUCGUCGAGGCCGGCGAGGAAUGCGACUGCGGUUACGACGAGAACGAAUGCAAAGAUCACUGCUGCUACCCGCGGCAACUAAGCUCAUUCGACAGAGAGAGGAACAGCACCGCUAAGGGAUGCACUCGGAAAGCUAAUACUCAGUGCAGCCCGUCGCAGGGCCCGUGCUGCCAGUCGGAGUCGUGCCAGUUCGUGAGCGCGGCGCGCAACCAGACGUGCCGCGAGGCCACCGAGUGCAGCCACGCCUCCUUCUGCUCGGGCCGCUCCGCCGAGUGCCCCCGGCCCCGCCCCAUGGCCAACCACACCAAGUGCAAUAACGACACGCAGCUGUGCAUCAGCGGUGAGUGCCGCGGCUCGAUCUGCCUGGCGUGGAACAUGACGGAGUGCUUCCUGUCGUCGAGCCCGGCGGCGGCGGGCGACGGCGUGACGGCGGUAGCUGACCGGCGCGCGCUGUGCCAGCUGGCGUGCCAGAGCGGCAACGAGCCCACCACCUGCCGCAGCACGGCGGCCUUCGCGGCGCGCGUCGGCCUGCCGCCCGGCGGCAUCAGCCUGCGCCCCGGCUCGCCCUGCGACAAUUUCCAGGGGUACUGUGACGUGUUCCUGAAGUGCCGCGCGGUUGAUGCGGAGGGUCCGCUGGCUCGGCUGAAGAACCUGCUGCUGAACCGCGCCACGCUGCAGACCGUGCAGGCCUGGGUCACGGAACAGUGGUGGGCCGUGCUGCUGGGCGGCGUCGCGCUCGUCGUCUGCAUGGGCGCCUUCGUCAAGUGCUGCGCCGUGCACACGCCCUCGUCCAACCCGAAGCGACCGCCCGCCAGGCGACUAUCCGAGACGCUGCGGCGGCCGAUGAACACGCUGCGUCGCAUGCGCGCGCCGGGCGAGGCGCGACGCGACGCGCGCGCGCCGCCGCGGCCCGGACACCGCCGCGCGCGCACGCACAAGGGAUACGCGCCGCCGCUCGCCUACGCGCACAGGGACCUCGCUUCUGCACCCCCAGGGCCAAGUGGGCGACGAAGUGAACCGUACGCCAACGCGUAUCCACAAUCUUAUGAAAUGAGACCUCCACAAAAGGUCUGACAGUACGAGCAAUGUGCAUCGGGCGAAGUGGGCGGGGGUCAACUGGAGUUGGUCGCAUUAGCGCCUGGUGUGCCUCUGCUUUUGGGUUACGUUUACCGACCACCAGACCAGAAAGUCACCGUCGCCUCACAAACUACCAUCACUCUUCAUUCGCCCGAGUCUCUGACGGUCACCAACCCGCAACGAUCGCAGACCGACAUUUAAAAUACGAUAGGAGGGAGCGAUUCUGAAUGAUUUUUCGAGCGAUUUUGUGGUUCAUCCUGUAACUAAGUUGCGUGGUAUAAAUAAAGUCGGGAGUUGGUAUAUAAAAUGCGUUAGUCGAAACUUGUCUCUUUCGGCUGAUUUAGUAUUUUUAAUUCGAUAGGCAAUAAGUAUUUUUUUAGAAUAUAUGUAAUUUGAAGCGAUAAAGUUAAUAUUAAUUGUUGAUUGUAUUCGCUUGUAGCGAUAUACCGAAAAUAUUUUGAUGCGAUCAUUCAUAAUCGCUCACUUCUAUCGGCAGACAGUUCAGUAUUGUCACGGACCGUUUACAUUUAUUGUAUCCUCGUUUAAAACGAAACUGUGAAAAUCAACGGACGUCUUUACGGCUGCAGUAAUUUUAAAAGUUACAAAUGGACCUGAAACUUACAUAUACCACACUCUUAUAUAAUAAGACUUGCCAAUAAAAUAACGAUUUAAAAAGGCAUCCGCUUGCUUUCUAUCUCACUCACACUAUAGCUCCGUCUAUAUUCACACACCACGGGGCUAAAUACAAAUAAAUACUGUCUGGAUUAUGUUAAUACGCCAGUAUGACACGGUCCGAAUUUCUAAACACGUUCUUUUUUUUUGCCUACCUGUUCCGUUAUUAUUAUUAUUAUACUAUUAUAACAGCGUAUUAAACGAAAUUAAAAUUGUUUAUAGUAUCGGUAACGGACAGCCUUUUGCUAUUUUGAGAUCGUGUUUUUAUUGGCGUGUCUUAUAAAUACUUCUUUACUUGGAAUCGCAACACUCGUUUUAUAUUUGGUAAGAUAAUUAGUUGCUCAAGAAAAAAAAUUAAAUCGCUCUAUAUUACUCAAACGCUGGGCUCAAUUUUGAUUGGCAAAAUAUGUUUUCUACAAAAGUUAGCUUAUUAUUUUUAUACAAUGAAAUAGAGAUUGUGAAAGACGAUACACUCUCGUACCAGUGACGCUGCAGUAAAACGCUUAAGGAACCAGACAUUUAUGUAUAUUUUUGUAUAUAAAUGAAGAGGUAUAUACAAGCUACGAUGUAUAAAUAUCACACUAAUAUUCAUACAGAUAUUAGAAUAUACAAUUGCAGCAUUGUUUAAGUGGAACCUGUGUAAGUGUCAUUUUAUAUAAAGUUAUUUUCAUUAUUACAUUUAAAUGUUAUAAGUAAGUGGAAAAGUUGUGGUGCCAUGAAACCAAUUUUUACUCACUCCUAAUUGUUUUCGAAUUCCUUUUAUUUUCUUAUUACUGAUGUGAAUAGGUUUGACAAUCAUUCCAAACAUUAUAAUAUUUAAUAAAUUUAUUAAGCUCAAAAUUAAAUUUUUACUACCGCAACAUUCAUUGGCACACUGCCAGGGAGAAAUCACUAUUGAGACUUCCUUUACCUAGUAAUUUUAUAUUGACACGUAUUAUUUCUUUUUACUCUAGAAUAAUUGUAAUUAUAGUGAAAGCAACUCAAAAUAUUUCUCCCUUAGAUAAUUGGCGCUGAUUAUUAGUCUUCCUAUGGCAAUUUAUUAUGAAGGUUUGUAUUCAUUUAAUUUAAUUUAUAGGAGUAAUAUAAAAUUGAACAGUAUUGCCAAAUGAUCAAAAUGUAAUUAGACUGAAAAGUUUCAAUCUCUUUAUGAUAAAAAUUGCAUUUUAUAAGUUAAGUUAGCGCGUUGCGCGUCGCGAUGGCUCAAAUAAUUCGUAUACAAUUUGAUUUAUCGUUUGGUGCAUACAAAAUUGCAUAUCACAUUAUUAUAUUUACUUUGUCGUGUCUGGUAUAUAAUUACUCUGUUGUACAUUUCAGUUCAAUUGAUCUCUAGUAGAUAAUAUUUUUUUUUAAUUUCAAACGAUCUAUGUAGAAUAACUGUCCGUCGUGCAAGCCAAAGAGCAUGAUGUAUUUUUAUGAUUUUUUAUACAUUAAUGUUAAGGAUCAGUCUUAUUAGUACACCAUAUAAAUGCCAUUUUAUUAGUGAAUGUCGACGAUACACGCGUUCUUGUAAUUGUACUAUAAACAUUGUAUAUUUGUAUGUAAAACGAGAGGGUAAUGUUUCUGAUGUAGAUUGACUCGACCAAUCGUGUAAUUGAUGGGCAUAAUGUUUCCAUCAAGUAGUACUCAAUGGCAUUAUUUCUCUUAAUCGUAAGCUAGACUACUGUAAUAGAUUAUUUAAUUGACAAUGUGAAUAUUUUUAAUUAACAAGAUGAAUGUUACAACAUGUGAUUUCAAAAUAAUAAAAAAAUACAAUAAAUUUUACAUGA
Messenger RNA from Parnassius mnemosyne (clouded apollo), 5530 nucleotides. The record is from the annotation of a GenBank genome assembly. Lineage: Eukaryota; Metazoa; Arthropoda; Insecta; Lepidoptera; Papilionidae.